UCAACCUAAAACACCAUGAAGCUCUUUGUCAUCGCUGCCGUCUUGGCUGUUGCUGCUGCCGUUCCAUCCAGCUACAAGCCAGGAUACAAAGCUCCUAGCUACCCUGCCCCAAGCUACCCUGCCCCAAAGUACGCCGCUCCUAGCUACUCCGCGCCAGCCUACUCCGCACCAAGCUACAACAAGGAUAACAAGUAUGCCGACAUUACCGUCACUAGCCAAUCCGACGAGCGCAACAUCGAUGGCAGCAGCCAGUGGAGCUACGCCCAGUCUGACUACACCACCCGUGAAGAGUCCCAGGUCCAGAAGAAAAUGCAAGGAGUCGCUUACGAUUCUUACGGAAAGGCUACCUACGAAGAUGUUAUGGGCAACACCAAUAAGGGAUCCUCUUACUGGGUUUCUCCUGAAGGUGAGAAAUUCACUUUGACCUGGACAGCUGAUGAUGCUGGAUUCCAGCCCAAGGGUGAUCACUUGCCCGUCGCUCCCGUCCACGAAUACGAGCUCCCAGUCGCUCCCGUCCAUGAAUACGAGCUCCCAGUCGCCCCCGUUCACAUCCCCUUCAAUGGAAAGGGUUACAAGAUUUACUAGAUUUCCCGACACAUGUUAGAAUAUUUAAAGUAUGUCCGAUAACUACUGUAUAUCUCGAUAUCGCCUGCGUGCUCGUGUAAAUAUAAAAGCAAACAACCUA
Messenger RNA from Daphnia magna, 685 nucleotides. Its product is annotated as endocuticle structural glycoprotein SgAbd-1. Lineage: Eukaryota; Metazoa; Arthropoda; Branchiopoda; Diplostraca; Daphniidae. Gene Ontology annotation, molecular function: structural constituent of chitin-based larval cuticle. Gene Ontology annotation, cellular component: chitin-based extracellular matrix. The record is from RefSeq and is a predicted model, not a curated record.